CCCAACACCCAUCCCAAUUAUAUAAUACAAUAUAUAAAUAUAAAUACAAAUGUUAAUCAAUCUCAUUCAAUCUUAUCCUAUCUUUGAUAUAUAAAUAUACAUACAUACAAACAUAUAGAUAUAGAAGAUACAUAUAUCGCCAUGGCUGAUGAAGAAGAAGCUCCUCCUCCUGUAGAUCAAAUCAAACUAAUUCAUAAACUUAACCUUUUCAAAAUCAAAGGCAGAGACAAACGUGGUCGCAAGAUCUUACGUAUCAUCGGAAAACACUUUCCAGCCAAGGAUUUAACAGUUGACUUAUUGAAAAAGUAUUUAGAAGUGAAAAUAUUCCCUAAACUAGAAAGGCCUUUUGUGAUCGUUUAUAUUCACACCGACGUCAAUAAGAGCGAUAAUUUCCCCGGAAUCUCAGCUCUCCGGUCCGUUUACGAUGCUAUUCCGAUUACCGUCAAACAGUUUCUAGAGACGGUUUAUUUCGUUCACCCUGAUCUGCAGUCUAGACUCUUUCUAGCCACAUUCGGCCGUUUCAUCUUUACUGGCGGGUUAUAUGCGAAGUUAAAGUAUGUGAGCCGAUUAGCGUAUUUAUGGGAACAUGUUAGAAGGAAUGCAAUAGAGAUUCCGGAAUUCGUUUAUGACCACGACGAGGAUUUGGAGUAUCGUCCGAUGAUGGAUUAUGGUAUAGAAAGUGAUCAUCCUAGAGUUUAUGAUGCGCCCGUGGUUGAUUCCUCUGUGGCGAUGUAUUCCACAAGGUGUAUUUCCUAGUACUCAUCAAAUGUGAUGAAGAUACAUUGUGUGUUGUGUUUCUAGUAAUCAAAAAAGUGUGUUGCUAGUAAUCCAAAGUGCAAGCUCUCCUUAAUUAGUUUUUGCUUGCUAAGUGUUGUAAAUUGAGAUGAAAGUAAUCGAAGAUUGAGUGACAUCUUAAUAAGUGGAAAUUUUCACUUAUGAAUGUUAUAUGUAUAUAUUUAUGGGUGUUAAUUUAUAUUGUGAUUAUAUUGCUUA
Messenger RNA from Erigeron canadensis, 993 nucleotides. Its product is annotated as protein GDAP2 homolog. NCBI's taxonomy places the organism in Eukaryota, Viridiplantae, Streptophyta, Magnoliopsida, Asterales, Asteraceae. The record is from RefSeq and is a predicted model, not a curated record. The transcript has 3 exons. Bases 142 to 756 code for a protein of 204 amino acids.